Molecule: messenger RNA, 1991 nt
Organism: Cloeon dipterum
Lineage: Eukaryota; Metazoa; Arthropoda; Insecta; Ephemeroptera; Baetidae
Product: maltase A3-like
Exons: 9
Coding region: 73-1890 (605 amino acids)
Biological process (GO): carbohydrate metabolic process
Source: RefSeq, a predicted model, not a curated record
ACGCAGCUGUGGAGCCAAUAAUCUGACGUCACAAGAAGGCUUUCCAAGAGUCCGCGAGAGCAGAGAAGAGCGAUGGGAAAGCAUUAUCAGGUCAGCGCGCGCGCGGAUUAUCAGUGGCAGAUAAAAAGCGCUAUAAAUAAGCUCUCGCGGCUCCUGUGUGCGCUACGUGAGGCUGCGGCUGUCAAAAUGCGACAUCUGUCACUUAUUGCGGGGCUGGUGCUGAUCGCCGGGGCCGUGCAAGCCCAGCAGCUCGAUUGGUGGCAAACCGGCGUUAUUUACCAGAUCUACCCACGCUCCUACAAAGACUCCAAUGGCGAUGGCAUCGGUGACAUUAACGGAAUUAUCAGCAAGUUGGAUUACAUCGCCAGUUUGGGUGUGGCUGCAAUUUGGCUAUCUCCAAUCUACAAGAGCCCAAUGGCCGAUUUCGGUUACGACAUUUCCGACUUCAGGGAUAUCGACCCGCUUUUUGGAACCCUCGACGACUUCAAACUCCUCGUUGCAGAAGCCAAAAGCCGGAACCUGGGCAUCAUCAUGGACAUGGUGCCGAACCACUCGAGCGACGAGCACGAGUGGUUUGUCAAAUCAGAGCAAAAAAUCGAGCCCUACACCGACUACUACUUCUGGCAGCCGGCUAAAGGCUUCGACCCGAACGGAGAUCCCAUUCCCCCUAACAACUGGUUGAGCGUGUUUGGCGGCUCAGCCUGGGCUUGGAGCGAGCUGAGACAGGAGUUUUAUCUUCACCAAUUCCACCCUAAGCAGCCCGACUUCAAUUACAGAAAUCCCGCUAUCGUGCAGGAGCUUAAGGACAUUCUGACCUUCUGGUACGACCUGGGCGUUUACGGAUUCCGAUGGGACGCCGUGACCCACAUGUUCGAAGAUCCCGCGCUGCCCGACGAGCCCGUGUCUGGAAAUCCCGUCGAUCCCAACGACUACAACUACUUGAAACACAUUUACACGCAGAACCUGCCCGAGACGCCGUACACGCUGUCCCUGUACAAGGCCCACACCGACGAGUACUCGCUGAAUGCCGGAGACGGACUCCACAGAGUGAUGAUGCUGGAAGUGUGGAACCCCAUUGAAGAGGUGAUGCAGUACUACCGCAAUGUGUCGGACUUCCCCUUCAACUUCCGCUUCCUCACCACCAUGAAUGCCAACUCCAACGGUAGGGACGCCGAGAACGCAAUCCGCGGCUGGGUGGACAACAUUCCUGACAAUGGCUGGCCAAACUGGGUGCUUGGAAACCACGACAUUUCCCGCGUGGGCAGCAGGCUGCAGCUAACGGACGGCGCGAUCUUGACGACGCUGCUCCUUCCCGGCACCUCGAUCAACUACUACGGCGAGGAGCUGGGCAUGGUGGACACAUACAUCCCACCCGAGGAGGUGGUCGACCCCGCCGGCUACAGGGACCCCCCUCGGACCCCGAUGCAGUGGGACGACUCGCAAUUCGCAGGUUUCACCACCGGUCCGAAGCCGUGGCUCAGGGUGAACGACAACUACCUGACGGUGAACGUGGCCGCUGAAGAGGCCGCCGACGAGAGCGUCCUCAAGACCUUCCGCAAGCUGGUGGCGCUGAGGAAGGAGCCCGCCAUCCAGUUCGGCACGCUGCACACCACGGUGGUCUCUUACGAACUCGUCCUCGCCUACGCCAGGGAAGCUGUGAAUGCGACUGAUCGCAGCUACAUGGUGGUGUUCAACUGGAGUCAUGACCAAACGCACGUGGUCAAUCUUUCGCCGGGCGCCUUUGGAGCGUUUCCCUUUGAAAUCACCAAUCCAACGGUGGAGAUCAGGACGAUCGGAAGCGACAUUCCAUACGACAAUUUCGAUCCGUCCGCAUUCACGCUCAAGCCCCGGGCAGGCUGCGUUGUUAGCUUCAACGCCGUGCGAAAGUAAAUCGCUUUCGUUAAUCUGCUGACGACGACCAUUUUUUCGAAUGUGAAAUUUUUAUACCAUUUUUGUACAUAAAUGUAUCUAAUAAAAACAAAAAUUUACAA